AUGAACUUUUUGACAAAAAUUGACCAAUCAAAUAAAACUGGCGCACAAGGAGGUCCCGAAUCAAAAUUAGAUGACACUGAUAAACUAGUGAUAGAAAUAAUUGGAAAGGAAUCUCCUGUUGUUCAAGGAAUUGACGUACCCGAUUCAAUGGAAACUAUUUCCGAAGUUAAAGACAUUACUGAGGACUUUAGUUAUUCUAUGCCCAAUGAAAACGAUGAUAAUGGCACUACAAAAAGCAAAUGCUCGCUUCAACAAAGUUCAUGUAGAGCACCGCUUAUCAAAGGUGAUAAAUACAUAAUUCAGAAGUAUGUUUUGCCAAAAGCGUCAUUGAAUGGAAUAUUGUCGUGUUCAUCAACGUAUACUGAAGUUUACAGACACUUUCAAUAUUUCAAAAACCCAACUAGAGUAGUGCCUUGCCCACUAACUCUACAAAGAGUCAAAGCAUGCGGGAUAAAUGCGAUGAAAAAGAAAGACGUUUCUGGCCUUUUUUGUUUUCUUGACGAGGCAAGUAUUCAGUGGAUUCAACAAGAAGUAUUUGAUAUAACAGAAAAAGCGAAUGAUGAUAUACAACAGGGCCUAGAUGAAGAAGAUGAAUGGUUCUCCGAGGACGACAUGCUCGACAGUGAUGCUGUAUCUGAGUAA
Messenger RNA from Psylliodes chrysocephalus, 642 nucleotides. Lineage: Eukaryota; Metazoa; Arthropoda; Insecta; Coleoptera; Chrysomelidae. The record is from the annotation of a GenBank genome assembly.